UCAAUCCCCAAAGUUGCUUCGAAGUUCAGGUUGCAGUUUUAUAGCGCGCGUUCCUAGUGCAAAAUCGAUCGGCGAUGGAGCAGGAUUGCAGUUACGCAAAUGUCUUUCUACAAGUAAUCGGUGCGUUAGUUUUAGUUGCGUGGAUCUAUCGUACCUUUAAAUCAGGACUAGCAAUCGUUUGGGGAUCCUUGAAGGACUUGGUUCUUAGAAGAGAUUGGAAACAAAAAUACGGAAAAUGGGCAGUUGUCACCGGUGGAUCGGAUGGAAUCGGACGUCAGAUCAGUAUUCUCUUGGCCAAGCAAGGUUUGAAUAUAAUCAUUAUAGCUCGACCGGACGAUAACCUCCAGACGACGGCCGAUCAGAUCGCAUCUGAUUAUGGGGUUCAAGUGAAAACAGUCGGGGUAGAUUUUGCAAAUGGCUGGCAGCUCUACAGCUUUAUUCAGAAAGAGCUGGAUGGAUACGAUAUUGGUGUUUUGGUUAACAAUGCAGGAAUCCUUCUUAAAAUUGAUUCCUUCGAAAAUAUUGCCUACAAUGAGCAUCAAACGAUGGUAAAUGUAAAUAUAAAUGCGGCUCUCAUGUUAACCCACAUCGUGACUCCUUAUAUGAAAAGUCGCCGGAAAGGACUGAUCGUAAACAUUGCCUCGAUAUCCGCCUACACCCCGGCGCCUUUCGCUCUUAUGUACGCAGCCACUAAAUCCUUCAUCUACAGCUUCAGUCGAGCACUAACAGUUGAGCUCAGAGAUAGUGGAGUAAAAGUGCAAACGAUAACGCCAUCUUUCGUGGAGACCAAACUGACUAAGAAAAUGCAUACCUCGCAGCUUUAUCAUCUGACAACAGUGCAUCUGGAUUCGUUUGCCAACUCUCUUGGGAUUGUCAUCGGAAAAACGGAACUCACUACCGGUCAUUGGUAUCACGCCGUCCAGCACACCCUGAGCUCUUGGAUACCAAUAGAAUGGCGAAUGAAACUGUUCGAAAAAGUUUCGAUGCCCGUGAUAAACGGUGAAAAUGUGAAAACCAACUAAUUACAAUAAAACCGGGAUUGAUUUCUUGAA
This is a messenger RNA of Uranotaenia lowii, 1052 nucleotides long. RefSeq names its product hydroxysteroid dehydrogenase-like protein 1. NCBI's taxonomy places the organism in Eukaryota, Metazoa, Arthropoda, Insecta, Diptera, Culicidae. The record is from RefSeq and is a predicted model, not a curated record. Gene Ontology annotation, molecular function: oxidoreductase activity. The transcript has 4 exons. The coding region runs from base 75 to 1022 and encodes 315 amino acids.